AAACAAUUCUUAUCGAAGCAUUUGGAAACCCCCUUCUUAUUUCAAGGUCUUCGCGCAUGCGCCUGAGACAGUCUUGUUUAGGAGAAGAGCGACAGAAAUACUUGUCGUCUGUCAAUAAAGCGUGUUCCGUUCGAAAAUGCCGCCGAUCAAAAAUCCUCCCGUGAAAUUCACGCAAAUCUUCAUCAACAACGAAUGGCAUAAUUCGGAAAGUGGAAAAACCUUCCCCACCUUUAAUCCUGCAACUGGAGACAAGAUCUGUGAUGUUCAGGAAGCAGAUAAAGCCGAUGUGGACAAGGCUGUGGAUGCAGGUAGAAAGGCUUUCAAACUGGGUUCUACUUGGAGAACAAUGGAUGCAUCGAAUCGGGGCAGACUCCUUCUCAAAUUGGCCAACUUGAUCCAGAGAGAUUUCGACUACAUCACCAGUUUAGAAGUUCUAGACAAUGGAAAACCCUAUGUAGAAGCUGAAUUCGAUAUCCAAGCUGCCAUCGCAACCCUAGAAUAUUAUGCUGGUUACUCAGAUAAGUUUCAUGGAAAGACCAUACCUGCAGACGGCGACAUCCUUUCCUUCACCCGACUUGAGCCUAAAGGUGUCUGCGGUCAAAUUAUUCCUUGGAAUUAUCCAAUGGUCAUGUUGAGCUGGAAGAUAGGUCCGGCCUUAGCCACUGGCAACGUGGUCAUCCUGAAACCAGCUGAACAGACUCCACUGACAGCCCUCUACUGUGCCAGUCUCAUCAAGGAAGCUGGCUUCCCACCCGGUGUGGUCAACAUUCUUCCCGGUUAUGGUCCGACUGCGGGGGCUGCCAUCGCUUCACACCCGAGAGUGGACAAAGUGGCCUUCACAGGAUCGACGGAGAUAGGGAAAUUGAUCCUAACAGCAGCCGGGACAUCGAAUGCGAAGAGAGUGACCCUAGAAAUGGGUGGUAAAAGUCCACUGGUUAUUUUCGAUGAUGCAGACGUGGAUGAGGCGGUUGAGAUAGCGUAUGGAGCUCUUUUUGCCAAUAUGGGUCAAUGUUGUUGCGCCGGCACUCGGACAUUUGUCCAGGAAAAGAUCUAUGAUGAGUUUGUGAAGAAAAGUGCCGCCAAGGCUCAACAGAGAAUUCUGGGAGAUCCUUUCAACACGGAAACCAAUCACGGACCACAGAUUGAUGGUGAUCAAUUGGAUAAAAUCCUGGAUUUGAUUGAUUCGGGAGUAAAGGAGGGUGCGAGGUUGGUGUGCGGGGGUAAGAGAGUAGGGGAGAAGGGAUACUUUGUCUCCCCCACCGUCUUCGCUGAUGUGAGAGACGGGAUGAGGAUCGCCAAGGAGGAGAUCUUCGGUCCCGUUCAGCAGAUCCUGAAAUUCAAGACACUGGAUGAGGUGAUCGAGAGAGCAAACGACACAUUCUAUGGUCUGGGAUCUGGAGUGAUCACCAACAACCUCAACACUGCACUCACAUUCGCACAAUCUGUACAAUCAGGAUCAGUAUGGGUGAACUGCUAUGAUGCAACAAUGCCGCAGACGCCCUUCGGUGGAUUCAAAAUGUCUGGUCAGGGGAGAGAGUUGGGUGAAGAUAGCUUACACGAAUACUUAGAAGUCAAAACAGUCACUAUCAAGAUUCCUCAGAAAAACUCUUAAAAAGCCAUUCGAAUCUUAAAUAGUGUAUUUUUGCAACGAAUGCCAAAACUUGUGAUUCCUACAGAUAUUUUUGAAUAAAAUGGAGUUAAAUGGAA
Molecule: messenger RNA, 1707 nt
Organism: Parasteatoda tepidariorum (common house spider)
Lineage: Eukaryota; Metazoa; Arthropoda; Arachnida; Araneae; Theridiidae
Product: aldehyde dehydrogenase, mitochondrial
Molecular function (GO): oxidoreductase activity, acting on the aldehyde or oxo group of donors, NAD or NADP as acceptor
Source: RefSeq, a predicted model, not a curated record